Molecule: messenger RNA, 3947 nt
Organism: Marmota flaviventris (yellow-bellied marmot)
Lineage: Eukaryota; Metazoa; Chordata; Mammalia; Rodentia; Sciuridae
Gene: Atp8a1
Product: ATPase phospholipid transporting 8A1
Biological process (GO): phospholipid translocation
Cellular component (GO): plasma membrane; trans-Golgi network
Molecular function (GO): ATP binding; ATP hydrolysis activity; magnesium ion binding
Source: RefSeq, a predicted model, not a curated record
CUGCAGGGAGAGCUCGCCCAGCUUUGCGGACGCCGCCACCGUCGCCACCGUCGCCUCUUCCUGCUACUGCUGGCGUUCCCGGGCCGCUCCCGGUGGCGGCGCUGCCCUGGGUGGGCGGCGGGCCCGGGCGGCAGCUGAGCACCCGGCGCGGCGCAUCCAGUUCUCCCGGCCGCGCGGCGCCGUGACAGGUGCAGAGUCUGGGCUGAAGUCUCACCUGCAGCCAUCGCCGCGAUGCCCACAAUGCGGAGAACAGUGUCGGAGAUUCGCUCUCGCGCUGAGGGUUAUGAGAAGACAGAUGAAGUUUCAGAGAAGACCUCGCUGGCCGAUCAGGAGGAAGUCAGGACUAUAUUCAUCAACCAGCCCCAGCUGACAAAAUUCUGCAAUAACCAUGUCAGCACUGCAAAAUACAACAUAAUCACAUUCCUUCCAAGAUUCCUCUACUCUCAGUUCAGAAGAGCUGCUAAUUCAUUUUUUCUCUUUAUUGCAUUGCUUCAGCAAAUACCUGAUGUGUCACCAACAGGUCGUUAUACAACACUGGUUCCUCUCUUAUUUAUUUUAGCUGUGGCAGCUAUCAAAGAAAUAAUAGAAGAUAUAAAACGACACAAAGCUGAUAAUGCGGUGAACAAGAAGCAGACACAAGUUUUGAGAAAUGGUGCUUGGGAAAUUGUUCACUGGGAAAAGGUAAAUGUUGGAGAUAUAGUUAUAAUAAAAGGCAAAGAGUAUAUACCUGCUGACACUGUACUUCUCUCAUCAAGUGAGCCCCAGGCCAUGUGCUACAUUGAGACAUCCAACCUAGAUGGUGAAACUAACUUGAAAAUUAGACAGGGCUUACCAGCAACCUCCGAUAUCAAAGACAUUGACAGUUUGAUGAGAAUUUCUGGCAAAAUUGAGUGUGAGAGUCCAAACAGGCAUCUCUACGAUUUUGUGGGAAAUAUAAGGCUUGAUGGCCAUGGCACUGUUCCUCUGGGAGCAGAUCAGAUUCUUCUUCGAGGUGCUCAGUUGAGAAAUACUCAGUGGGUUCAUGGAAUAGUUGUCUACACUGGACAUGACACCAAGCUGAUGCAGAAUUCAACGAGCCCGCCACUUAAGCUCUCUAAUGUGGAACGGAUUACAAAUGUACAAAUAUUGAUUUUGUUUUGUAUCUUAAUUGCCAUGUCUCUUAUCUGUUCCGUGGGCUCAGCCAUUUGGAAUCGAAAGCACUCUGGAAGAGACUGGUAUCUCAAUCUGAACUAUGGUGGUGCUAAUAAUUUUGGACUGAAUUUCUUGACCUUCAUCAUCCUUUUCAACAAUCUCAUUCCAAUCAGCUUGUUGGUUACAUUAGAGGUGGUGAAAUUCACCCAGGCAUACUUCAUAAACUGGGAUCUCGACAUGCACUAUGAACCCACGGAUACUGCUGCUAUGGCUCGAACAUCUAAUCUGAAUGAGGAACUUGGCCAGGUUAAAUACAUAUUUUCUGACAAAACUGGGACUCUGACAUGCAAUGUAAUGCAGUUUAAGAAGUGCACUAUAGCAGGAGUUGCUUAUGGGCAGAGCUCUCAGCUGGGAGAUGAAAAAACAUUUAAUGAUUCAUCAUUGCUGGAAAAUCUCCAAAAUAAUCAUCCGACGGCCCCUAUCAUAUGUGAGUUUCUUACAAUGAUGGCUGUCUGCCACACAGCGGUGCCAGAGCGGGAAGGUGACAAGAUCAUUUAUCAAGCGGCAUCUCCAGAUGAGGGAGCUCUGGUCAGAGCAGCCAAGCAAUUGAAUUUUGUUUUCACUGGAAGAACACCUGACUCGGUCAUUAUCGAUUCACUGGGGCAGGAAGAAAGAUAUGAAUUGCUCAAUGUGCUGGAGUUCACCAGCGCUCGAAAAAGAAUGUCAGUGAUUGUUCGCACUCCAUCCGGGAAGUUACGUCUUUACUGCAAAGGAGCUGACACUGUAAUUUAUGAACGACUUGCAGAGACUUCAAAAUACAAAGAAAUUACCCUAAAACAUUUAGAACAGUUUGCUACAGAAGGAUUAAGAACUUUGUGUUUUGCCGUGGCUGAGAUUUCGGAGAGCGACUUUGAGGAGUGGAGAGCUGUCUACCAGCGGGCGUCCACCUCCGUGCAGAACAGACUGUUGAAGCUGGAGGAGAGCUACGAGCUGAUCGAAAAGAACCUUCAGCUACUUGGAGCUACAGCUAUUGAGGAUAAAUUACAAGAUCAAGUGCCUGAAACCAUAGAAACUCUGAUGAAAGCAGAUAUCAAAAUCUGGAUCCUCACGGGGGACAAGCAAGAAACUGCCAUUAAUAUUGGACAUUCCUGCAAACUCUUAAAGAAGAACAUGGGAAUGAUUGUUAUAAAUGAAGGCUCUCUUGAUGCAACCAGGGAAACCCUCAGUCGGCACUGUAAUACCCUUGGGGAUGCUCUUCGGAAAGAGAACGAUUUUGCUCUUAUAAUUGAUGGGAAGACCCUCAAGUAUGCCUUGACCUUCGGAGUCCGGCAGUAUUUCCUGGAUCUAGCUUUGUCGUGCAGAGCUGUCAUUUGCUGCAGGGUUUCUCCUCUUCAAAAAUCUGAAGUCGUUGAGAUGGUUAAGAAACAAGUCAAAGUCAUAACACUGGCAAUUGGUGAUGGAGCAAAUGACGUGAGCAUGAUACAGACAGCCCACGUCGGUGUCGGGAUAAGCGGCAACGAAGGCUUGCAGGCGGCGAAUUCCUCAGACUACUCCAUAGCCCAGUUCAAGUAUUUGAAGAACUUACUGAUGGUUCAUGGUGCCUGGAACUAUAACAGAGUGUCCAAGUGCAUCCUGUACUGCUUCUACAAGAACAUAGUCCUCUAUAUUAUUGAGAUCUGGUUUGCCUUUGUUAAUGGCUUUUCUGGACAGAUCCUCUUUGAAAGAUGGUGUAUAGGUCUUUAUAAUGUGCUGUUUACAGCAAUGCCUCCCUUAACUCUUGGAAUAUUUGAGAGAUCAUGCAGAAAAGAGAAUAUGUUGAAGUAUCCUGAACUGUACAAAACGUCCCAGAAUGCUCUGGACUUCAAUACCAAGGUUUUCUGGGUUCAUUGUUUAAAUGGCCUCUUCCACUCCGUUAUUCUGUUUUGGUUUCCAUUAAAAGCCCUUCAGUAUGGUAAUGUAUUCGGAAAUGGGAAAACUUCCGAUUACCUGCUUCUGGGAAAUUUUGUGUACACUUUUGUAGUGAUAACUGUGUGUUUGAAAGCUGGACUGGAGACAUCGUAUUGGACAUGGUUCAGCCACAUAGCAAUCUGGGGCAGUAUCGCGCUCUGGGUGGUGUUUUUUGGAAUCUACUCAUCUCUGUGGCCUGCUGUUCCGAUGGCCCCUGAUAUGUCUGGAGAGGCAGCCAUGCUGUUCAGUUCAGGAGUCUUUUGGACGGGCUUGCUAUUUAUUCCUGUGGCAUCUUUGCUUCUGGACGUGAUGUACAAGGUUAUCAAGAGGACCGCUUUUAAAACCUUAGUAGAUGAAGUUCAGGAGCUUGAAGCCAAAUCUCAAGACCCAGGAGCAGUUGUGCUUGGGAAAAGCCUCACCGAAAGAGCACAACUGCUCAAGAACGUCUUUAAGAAGAACCAUGUAAAUUUGUACCGCUCGGAGUCAUUGCAACAAAACCUGCUCCAUGGGUAUGCUUUCUCUCAAGAUGAAAAUGGAAUCGUUUCACAGUCUGAAGUGAUUAGAGCCUAUGAUACCACAAAACAGAGGCCUGAUGAGUGGUGAUGGGGAGGGGCUGAGAGGCCGGCCCUGCUACAUCUCUAAAGAGAGCCACUGCAACCUAAGGUCGUCACUGCAAUCUGCUGACCAAUUCCAGUCUGGUCUAUGGAGAGGAAAGGUGGAUCUGAGCUCAUCUCGUUGAUGGGCCUUCAGAUCCACGUACAUUACAGACAUAGUGCUGUGUAGCUGCACUGUAACACCAUCUUUCUCGGAUUUUUAAAGUGUCCGCUAAGGCUUUGUAUACAGAAAUUAAAAAUGACCUCGUGUCUUGC